Messenger RNA from Ascochyta rabiei, 1122 nucleotides. RefSeq lists its product as uncharacterized. The coding region runs from base 1 to 1122 and encodes 373 amino acids. The record is from RefSeq and is a predicted model, not a curated record. NCBI's taxonomy places the organism in Eukaryota, Fungi, Ascomycota, Dothideomycetes, Pleosporales, Didymellaceae. The transcript has 2 exons.
AUGCUCCUCUUCGCUUUCACGUCACUUGUUGGUCUGGCUGCAUGUCUCCCGUCGAGCACACACACACAAUCGAAGAAACCAAUUGAUGACCUCAUCGUUACCAGAGUUCCCGACCAUGUCCGCCCUUACGUUGUGCGCGCAUACACACUUGACGGGUACCUAGUUGGAUCCCAAAUCUACCGGUUUCCGGUGACUGGUCCUUCGUCAGACUACGCCUUUACAUUGAUCAGCACCGCUGCACCAGCCAGUACAGAGCUGGGCGUGCUUCCUCACGCCCACAAGACUCACUACGAGAAUUCCUACUGCCUUAAGGGUCGCUACGCCCUCUGGACCAACAAGGACAACGUCACCUCUGGUCGUAUUCUUACUCCAGGUGACUACGGCGCCGUUCCGCAUGAUACAACACACUCCUUCCAGCUCCUCGACCCGUUCGUCGAGCUUGUCGGCGCAAUCCAGCCUGGUGGUUUCGAAGACCUCUUCUACUUCCUCGCAAGUGCCAACUACAGCUCUUCCACCAAUUCACCAUUCCCACAAGGAAACUUCACUGAACCUGGUGGCGACCCCAGCCUGAUCACUAAACUCGAGAGCUACGAUGUGUACGCCCAGCUGGCCUUCAGCCCGCCUACCAACUUCGGUGCCAACGGUGCGACAGAGGAAGAUGCAAUCUGGCACAGUGGUGCCAACGCAUUGGGCAAGGAUUCGCAGACCCCAUUCUUCGUUGCGAAAGGUUACGGUCCCAAGUACCUUGCUGGCGACAAGUCAUCUUCAUUCGCUAUCGUUGAGCCUUUCAUCACCAGCAAGCAGUCUGACGGAAACUUCACUGAGGGCACAAUCACCUUGUCGAAGCCAGUCUCUAGAUCCAAGCCUACCACAUACUCGCUGCCUGGUCACACUGCGCUCGAGGUUGUUGAUGGCCUUGUCAGCGUUCAUGUUGGAGGCUUCGAGGGGGCCACGACACUGUCUGUUGGCGAUGUCGUUUUCGUACCUGCGAACACAAAUUUCAGCUUUUGGGGUGAGUCAGUUUAUUCGAAGGUCCUGUAUUUCGGUGUUGGAGAAGACACGGUGGAUGCUAGAAUUCUGCAGAAUGCGAAGGAGUGGGACUCUGUUACGUGGCCGCAGUAA